Molecule: messenger RNA, 330 nt
Organism: Mycetomoellerius zeteki
Lineage: Eukaryota; Metazoa; Arthropoda; Insecta; Hymenoptera; Formicidae
Exons: 4
Coding region: 1-330 (109 amino acids)
Biological process (GO): detection of chemical stimulus involved in sensory perception of smell; sensory perception of smell
Cellular component (GO): plasma membrane
Molecular function (GO): odorant binding; olfactory receptor activity
Source: RefSeq, a predicted model, not a curated record
AUGUUACAGCUAGCAUUAUUUGGAAAUAAUGUCGAAAAGGUUUUAGAGCCAUUUACAUAUGUUUUAAUAUGCAUCGUAUAUAUGUAUAUAGCCAAUCUUCUAGGACAAAUUAUUACAGAUCACAAUAAUCUCGUGUUCAUUACUGCGUACAACAUUCAAUGGUAUAAAACUCCUUUAUGCAUUCAAAGAAUGAUACUAUUCCUAUUGCAAGUAGGAACGAAGGAAUUUGUUGUAAAUAUCGGUGGAGUAUUUGAUGGAUCGUUGGAGUGUUUUGCCACGUUAUUAAAGGCUUCGUUAUCUUACUUCACUGUCAUAUAUUCUACAUGGUAA